This is a messenger RNA of Antechinus flavipes (yellow-footed antechinus), 2527 nucleotides long. RefSeq names its product serine palmitoyltransferase long chain base subunit 1 (gene SPTLC1). The record is from RefSeq and is a predicted model, not a curated record. Gene Ontology annotation, cellular component: endoplasmic reticulum. Lineage: Eukaryota; Metazoa; Chordata; Mammalia; Dasyuromorphia; Dasyuridae. Gene Ontology annotation, biological process: ceramide biosynthetic process; sphingosine biosynthetic process. The coding region runs from base 43 to 1464 and encodes 473 amino acids. Gene Ontology annotation, molecular function: serine C-palmitoyltransferase activity; pyridoxal phosphate binding. The transcript is spliced from 15 exons.
GUUUCGGUGCCCUACAAUCCCGGAAGUUUCGUCCCGCCUGCGAUGGCGAUGGUUGGAGAGCAGUGGGUGUUGGUUGAGAUGGUUCAGGCAUUGUAUGAGGCUCCUGCCUAUCACCUUAUUUUGGAAGGAAUUCUAAUUCUCUGGAUAAUCAGACUUCUAUUCUCCAAAACAUACAAAUUACAGGAACGAUCUGAUCUCACAGCCAAGGAAAAGGAAGAAUUAAUUGAAGAGUGGCAGCCAGAACCUCUUGUUCCUCCUGUUCCAAAAGACCAUCCUGCUCUUAAUUACAACAUUGUUUCAGGCCCCCCGGGCCAUAAAAUUGUGGUGAAUGGAAAGGAAUGUAUAAACUUUGCAUCUUUUAAUUUUCUUGGACUUUUGGAUAAUGCUAGGGUAAAGGAGGCAGCUUUAUCAUCUCUAAAAAAAUAUGGUGUUGGGACUUGUGGACCUAGGGGAUUUUAUGGCACAUUUGAUGUUCAUUUGGAAUUGGAAGAGCGUCUAGCAAAGUUUAUGAAGACUGAGGAAGCUAUUAUUUACUCAUAUGGAUUUGCCACAAUUGCCAGUGCUAUUCCAGCUUAUUCCAAAAGAGGGGAUAUUGUAUUUGUAGAUAAAGCUGCCUGUUUUGCUAUUCAGAAGGGUUUACAAGCAUCUCGUAGUGACAUUAAAUUAUUUGAGCAUAAUGACAUGGCUCACCUGGAGUGCCUACUAAAAGAACAAGAAAUUGAAGAUCAAAAGAACCCUCGUAAGGCACGUGUAACCCGAAGGUUUAUUGUAGUAGAAGGAUUGUAUAUGAAUACUGGAUCUAUUUGUCCACUUCCAGAAUUGGUCAAGUUAAAAUAUAAGUACAAAGCAAGAAUUUUUUUGGAGGAAAGCCUUUCUUUUGGAGUUCUAGGAGAACAUGGCCGAGGAGUCACUGAACAUUUUGGGAUAAAUAUUGAUGACAUUGAUCUUAUCAGUGCUAACAUGGAGAAUUCCCUAGCUUCUAUUGGAGGAUUUUGCUGUGGCAGAUCUUUUGUAAUUGACCACCAGAGACUUUCUGGUCAAGGAUAUUGCUUUUCAGCCUCUCUCCCUCCCUUAUUAGCUGCAGCUGCUAUUGAAGCCCUCAACAUAAUGGAAGAGAAUCCAGAUAUUUUUCAAGUGUUGAGAAAGAAGUGCAAACAAAUUCAUAAAGCCUUACAAGGUACUUAUGGAUUAAAAGUAGUAGGUGAAUCAUUUUCACCAGCCUUUCACUUACAACUAGAGGAGAGCACAGGAUCUCGAGAGAAUGAUAUCAAGUUACUUCAGAGAAUAGUAGAUCAAUGCAUGAACAGAAAUAUUGCAUUAACUCAGGCACACUACUUGGAAAAAGAAGAAAAAAACCUCCCUCUUCCUAGCAUUAGAAUUGUGGUGACAGUAGAACAAACUGAAAAAGAACUAGAGAAAGCUGCAUCUACAAUCAAAGAAGCUGCACAGUCCAUCCUGAAUUAGACAUCAUCAGUGGACUUGACGUGUUCCAAAAAGAUGCAUCAUCUACAUACUAGUCUGUGGUAUGGGGACAUCUCAGAGAAUUCAAACUCUUUUUAUGAGAUAGCUAUCCUUUGAAAAAGAGUUUACAAUUGUUUACAUGAAUCAUUCUGUAGAGGUACAGUCAAAAAAUAUGAAUGUAAGAGGAAUGGUUUAACAUAUACACACCCCUUUCUCAUUAUCCUCACGCACUCCAGUCUCUCCAUAAAGUACCAAGAACAGUUCUGUCUGAGAAAAACUCAGUAUAUCUGAACAGAAUUUGAAGUGUAUAAUGAGGAUUUUCAUUAUACCAUAUUUUUAAUAUUCAUUUUCCAUUUUAAAAUGAUCCUUAAGUAUUUUUCCUUCCAAAAUUUAAAGUUCUUUAAGCAGUCUUUGGUCCCUAAGAUUACAAAAAGUGAUUUAAUGAAACUUUAAGGAACAGUUAUACAUACAUGAAACUUACUAAUUAUUAUAGUUCAACUCCACUUUUUCACAGUCCUUAAUCUUGUCAUGCUAAAUGAUAGAUAACAUCUUAAGGAAACUAUAUUUUUUGCUAUUGCUAUGAACUUUUCAUUUUAAUAUACUGUGCUCUGAAAUUUUUUGUUACACACUAAAUAUAUUGAUGUUUAAGUGUCUCUGAUAGAAAAAAAUGUUCUUACUCCAUAUUUCUUGCUUUCUAAGGUAGGAAAGUUUAAAUCAAUUUAUUUAAUCUUUUAUCUUUACAUAUAUUAUGCCUUGAUUUCUGAUCUAUUUUUGGUAAGAGAUUGUUAUGAUUAUUCAAAAAUUUAAAUUAUGGCCUUUGUGUGUUUUAGGAUGUUUUAAACAUAUUUGUUGGGUUUUGUAUCAUGGGUUCAUAUAGAGAGAUAUUAAGUUAAAGAUUUUCUCUGUGUAAGAGUUCACGAGAUAGUCUUGCUUAUUGCUUUUAUAUCUAAAAUCCGUGUAGAUAAUAUAAAAGCUCUACAAUAAAAUUUUUAAGCUAUAUUUUAAUUGUUUUCCCUUUAACAAUCAAAAUUCUGUCAUUGUUUUCAAUAAAUGCAAAUAAUACAUA